Messenger RNA from Drosophila busckii, 3858 nucleotides. RefSeq names its product rho GTPase-activating protein 20 (gene RhoGAP71E). Lineage: Eukaryota; Metazoa; Arthropoda; Insecta; Diptera; Drosophilidae. The record is from RefSeq and is a predicted model, not a curated record. Gene Ontology annotation, biological process: signal transduction. Gene Ontology annotation, molecular function: GTPase activator activity. The transcript is spliced from 7 exons. The coding region runs from base 1 to 2712 and encodes 903 amino acids.
AUGUCCAGCUGGGCUGAACGCGUGCAUAGACGCGCUGCCGACUUAGGCAACGUAGUCACCUCUUGCGGUCAUCCCGCAACAGCGCCAGCUUAUCCGUAUCGCCUGGAGAAGGUAAAAUUCGGUGUGCCGUUGGAGGAGGUGUGCAAGCACAACAACAACAUUCCGGGACCGCUGCUGGUGCUGAUACUGAAGCUCAACAAGGAGUCACCCAAUCGCCGCGAUGUAUUCCGCGCACCUGGUCAUCAGGGCGCCAUGAAGAAGCUUAUACACUUCCUGCAGGCGGGCCGACUCGUCAAUGUGGACAACUAUUCGGUGUUCACCAUUGCCAGUGUGCUCAAGAAGUUUCUGCGCAAGAUACCCAACGGCAUCUUCGGACGCAGCGGCGAGAUGGAGCUCUUUGCCAUUAACGAGCUGCAGAACGAAACCGAACAGACGGAACGUUUACACAGAUUGUUUGCAUCACUGCCCAAGUAUACGCAACAUCUAUUAGUUUUACUCUUUGGCACAUUCCGUGUGAUCGCCAGCAAUGCCGCACACGCCUCCACGGGCAUGACCAGCGAGGCAUUGGGCGUCUCUGUUGCGCCCAGCUUCUUUCAAUCUUGCGUCAGCGAUGGCAAAACCGCUCGCAUGGAGGAUGUGCUCAAAUUCAAGGUGGCCACAAAGAUCAUGCAGCACAUAAUCGAUAAGUUUGCCACACACGACAUCUUUGGGCGUGACAACUAUGAAUAUUAUGCUCGCGUCACCGGUCGCAUUCUCAAGGUGCAGGACGAAUGGAUCUGCAGCUUUCAGUAUCCGCCGCCGCCACGCGGCAAAUUGGCCCAACAGAAAUAUGCAUUGCAACAUUCUUUGGAGGCGGAAAAGACUUGGCUGCAAUGUCAAUGCGAGCGUUGGGGCUUACUGGCACAGGAGGAGUCGCGCUCGACGCCUGCGCUGCUGACCAGCUCCAGCUCUGCGCUGGAGAACAGUGUCCUUUCACUUGGCGUUUCGCCGGAGCAUUCCUUCAUCGAGAGCUGUGCGCGCCUCUCCGUUUCGCUGGAGGGUCCGGGCAUCUUUGCUAUGACCAGCUCACCGCUGCCUGCCAAGCGCUCUGGUAAUGGCAGCGGCAAUGGCAAUGGCACCGACUAUGACUACGAUGAUUAUGCAGACGAUGAUGAGGAUCACGAGGAGCUUACACAUGACUUUGCCGCCGAGCUUGAGCUGAGCAGCAUUGCUCCAGCUGCAGCGGCGCCUUCGCAGCAGCUGCGCGGUCUGCAGCGCUACAAGCAGCGCACGCAGCAUCAGCACUCAAGCACAACGAACAACUCGCAGGAUGAUGAGGACGACGACGAUGAUGAGGAGGACGAACUAACCACCGUAAAGCGUCGCUAUCGACAGAACAAAAAGAAACCGCUGGCCAGCAGCCAUCACCAGCGGCGACUGCGCACUGGCACCAAAAGUCUCGAUGGCAGCAACGAGCGACGUGGCAGCAAUGCAGCUGCAACAACAGUUGCUGCAGCAGCAGCAGCAGCAACAGUAACAACAACUAAUAUGACCAGCGGUGGCAGCAACAAGUUGAAGCAGCGCACUUGCAGUCGCUGCAAUCGCGGCAUACGCCACAGCAGCUCGUGCAGCUCGAACUCUGGUGGCGCCAUUGGCGCUGCUGGCAACAAUGGUGGCGCCAAUUCCGGCGGCAUGACCAUGGAGGAGCUGCGUGCUGUCAAUCGCUAUGCGGAGAGCACCAAGAGUCUCUCGUACUUGCCACAGGUCCAUGAACGCCAAACCGCACGCAUGCGCACCCGCUCCGAGUGGUUCCUGGGGCCGAGGGAUGCGGUCGUCUCGCUGCAGCUGCCAGCGGACACCUGCAGCAAUUGCUGUUUGGCAGCUGCAGCCGCCGUCGCUGCCGCUGGCUAUUUGGGCGGCGGCAGUACGCGCGACAUGCGACAAAGUGCCGCCAGCGUUGGAGCAGCCGCUGGCAUUGAGCCGGACCGCAGCCAAGCGGCGCUGCUCUAUCACUUUUAUCGUCGGCAGCAGUGCGAGCGGGAGCAUCAGCAGCUGGACGACAUGAUGGAUACCGAGGAUAGCUAUAGCUACAAUCAACAGUUGCUGCAACAGCAGCAGCAACAACAACACCAACAACAACAGCAGCAACACAUACAUUCCAAGGGUCUGCUGCGGCCGCCACAGCAGCAAGUGCAACAGCGUCGUCUGCUGCUGGACGCCAAUUCGGUUGGCAACAUCCGUCUGAGUAACAGCGCCGAGUCCAUACAGUAUGCCUCCCGUCGUCCCACUAGCAACAACAACAGCAUCAAUCCCAACGCCAUCAUCAGCAGCAAUCCCAGCAACAACAGCAACAGCAGCAGCAGCAACAACACCAACAACACACGCCGCCUGCUCAUCAAUGUGCCACGUCAGUAUCCAUUGCGCUCCUCGCUGCGUCGCCACAAGGAGAAGCAGUUUGGCGGCAGCCAAAGCAACAGCAGCAACAGCAUCAGCAACGAGCAGUUGACCAGCAGUUCAGCAGCUGGCGGCGGAGCAGCAACGUCAGUGGGUGCGCCGCUGAACAAGCCGCUGCUGCUGGUGGGUCGCUUGCCAGGUGCCGAGCAGCCGCCGUCGGUGCGCAAUUCCAUAGCGGAUUGCGGUCUGGUCUCUGACUAUGACAAAAUGGAUACACUGGAGCCGCAGGCGAGCGUGGAGUGCAGCACAACGUUAAGCUUCAAGCCGCCGCGUCUGUAACAAGCGCAGACGGCAGCGCAGCAGCCAAAGGAGGCAGAAGGCUUAUCCCAUUUAAUUCGCGAUUAGAUCUAUAAACACUAACUUUAAAACUGUUGCGUGCUAACACAGACACCCACACUCACACACACACAUACAUAUGUUUAUGUAUAUUUAAACACUGUACUGUAUAUACUUACUAUAUUUAUGUGUAUAGCAAGAAAAGGCUGAUUUUCUUUAGUUUAAAUAGCGGAUAUUGCAACAAAUUGCCAAAUUUUAUUUGAGAGAAACAAGUGUAAGAGAGAAAGAAAUGUAUUUGUUGUUUACUUUUUAGCCAAGAAUCUCGUUUAUGUAGUAAACACACUAUAAACAUUGUCAACAAACCCAACACGUUGUGUGCGCAACUUUCAUUUCAAAUCAAUUUUUUAUACGCUAUAUACACACACACAAUGUAUAACAUUGAUAUACAUGAUGUACUACCCCCUCCCCAAUUGCCUAGACUUAAGCCAGCUCUUGACCUGACUUGAAAACAACGAGAUGCGAGCACACAACUCGCUCUGCAAUCAUAAUAAACAGUUCGACAGUAACUCAAACUCAAUAUAUACAUAUUAACAUAUACGUAAUAGUACAAAAAAUGUUUGAAAAAUUGACAAAAAAAAAGAAUUAUAUAUAACUAGUUGUAAGAUACUUCUGUAAAGCCCAUUGUAUAAAUUGUUAUAGCAUUUAGUUCGCUUAGUUUAUAGUUCAAGUUCAAAACGAGUUCAAAAAGCGCUGCAAGCAUAGCUAUGUUUAUGUAUAACUGUACAUAAGUACUAUAUACGCAUGUGUUAUUGCCCCUCAACUGUAUUAUCGAAGGUUCAGCAGUGCUUAUCCAUGCCAAGUACAAGCCUCAUAGCUCACAGCUCCAUUCACUGCCCAGCUCUUUUCUUUUCGAUUUAUACCAAUCAUUCAUUAUUGUCAUUAUAACUUUCAGAUUUUUCACAUGUUUGUCAGAAAAAUCCAUUAAAGUUAAACUCGCUGUGUGUGCGCACUUUGUGUUUUUUCUUGUUUGUGAAGAAAACAAGAACGCAAAUAAAAAUUAUUUGAAUUUAUAUAGUUAUAGGCUUAAGCUUAGUUAAAAGCAUAAAAGAAAUUUUUCAAUUAGCCAUUUCAUACAUAGUAUGAAAACAA